Messenger RNA from Meloidogyne enterolobii, 2474 nucleotides. NCBI's taxonomy places the organism in Eukaryota, Metazoa, Nematoda, Chromadorea, Rhabditida, Meloidogynidae. The record is from the annotation of a GenBank genome assembly.
AUGUGUUAUUUGAUGAUGCAUGCUCCAAUCUACGGUUACAACACUGUCGUUCCUGAGCCACUUAAUGCUAUAGAGCAAUUACCAAUUCGUACAAAUUUAAAUCUGCCUGAAGGUGUUUAUCGUCAAUCAACAACUGCAAAUGAAUAUUUCCGUUCCAACAGAAUGCCCACCCAGGUUGCUGGUCCUGUCUGUAAUUCGUCUAUACGUAUUUCGUUUUUAAAAAUUCCCAAGUUAAAUUAUGUGGAAGAAGCUUUACCUUCAACUUCAAAUAAAUAUACGUCAAAUACUAAUUCAUUUGACCAUCAUCAUUCCCCUAUUAUUGAGACAUCAAAUUAUAUAGAGCGAAUUUGUCUAAAUAUUGGAAGAGAGAUUUACGUUUUUGAUUACAGUGGGGCAAAUGGCAUGACUGACACUGCAAAAAUAGUCGACAAACGUGUUUACAAAGGCACAUUUCCUACAUGUCACGCUUUUAAUAAAGAAAAUUCUUCCCAAUCUUCCUGUUUGUUGCUAAUUGGAUUUUCUGCUGGCCAAAUCCAAUUGAUUGAUCCACAGCAGAAGGAAAUGCCCAAUUCAAAACUUUUUAAUGAAGAGAGACAAAUAGAUCGAACAGCGGUUACUUGUUUACGUUGGGUUCCUGAUGGAUGUUCCUUUUUUGUAGCCUCACAUGCAAGUGGCAAUCUUUACUUAUACAAUGAUGAGCUUGACUCUUCCACAAUAGCUCCAACCUACCAAGUUCUCAAACAAGGUGAUUGUUUUACUGUCUUUACUUGCAAGUCAAAAGUUAGCCGAAAUCCUGUUCACAGAUGGCAAAUUGGCACUGGGGCAAUUAAUUCUUUUGCAUUUUCUGGUUCUACUUCCAAUUUUAUUGCAACUGUUAGCCAAGACGGGUUUUUACGUAUUUUUAAUUGGCGAACAAUGGAGCUUAUUGGAUGUAUGCGUUCCUAUUUUGGGGGUCUUUUAUGUCUGGCAUGGAGUCCAGACUUGCGGUAUAUUGCUACGGGUGGAGAAGAUGACCUUGUUUCGCUUUACUCUGUUACUGAAAAUCGGGUUGUUUGCCGAGGACAAGGUCAUAAAUCUUGGAUCUCUGACAUCGAAUUUGAUUAUUAUGCCUCUACCAAUUCUCUUCCACAAAAUAACACUGUUUACAAUGAGUCAACGAUUGAUGAAAUUUUGUUGUCUUCUACUGCAAAUACUUCUUUAAUGGUUCAUACCGCUAGUUGUUCAUCUUCCAUUCCAAACCACUCAGUUUUUGAUGAUAAUCAGGAAGGAGAAAUUAAUUCACAAUUACGAAUUAUUUAUCGGAUAGGUUCUGUUGGCCAUGAUUGUCAGCUUUGCCUUUGGGAUAUUUCUGAUGAUAUUCUUCUUUCAAGUAGCUGUUAUAGCAGGAAUUCUCGUAAUUUACAAGAUAUCCAAACGGAACUUUCUUCACCUGUUGGAGCGUUAUCUCCAGGAAUUUCUCCAAUAGAAAUAAAUCAAGUUAAUAAUACAACUCUUAUUCCCAUUGGUUUUGAUAAUUCUAUUGCACUUCCUAAAGAGAACGGUUUAAAAUCUGAUAAAUUAAAAAAUGGAGGUGGUGGUCGAUUUAGACGUUUACACAAGCGAGGUUUAAGUAUUGGCUCACGUUUAACUGGAAAUAGUGAAAAAAAUAAUCGCCAAAAUGGAAUUUCUUCAAGUGGAGCUCAUUCUGUUGACGGAACACUUAAACGUAAUGAUUGCCCUUCAUUUGCUGCUAAACUUUUUGGAACACCCCAAUGUCCAAGAAUUGAAGAAAUACCAAUUAUAGAGCCAAUUCUUUGCAAAAAAGUUUCAAAUGGUCGAUUGGGUUCUUUACAUUUUAGAGAGGAUUGUAUUGUUACUACCUGUCAAGAGGAUUAUAUUUGUAUUUGGAUAAGGCCUAAUUCUCAACAUAAUCAACAAGAAGACAAACAUUCAUCGACAAUUAACACGAAUCAUCAUCAACAACAAAAUCAUUUAAUGGCCAUAGAUUGUUCAAAUGAUUGUCAACGGCUCUCAUCUGAUAAUUUUGCCAGUACCUGUGUGUGACUUUUUAAUUAAUUAAAAAACAAGAGAGAAUUAAUUAAAUAUAAAUUGAUAAACUAUUUGAAAUAUAUAAUUAAAAAUUCGGGUAUUUACCCCUUUCCUUCCACGAGUUUUUGAUAGGUUUUCUUGGAUAUCACGAGCCCACUCUCUACCGCAGGGCUAUGACGUGAGGUAAAAUUUUCGAAUCUCACAGUUCUUUUCAGCUUUUAUAUACGAGGACUUUUUGUUCGUUUCUUUUACUCAAUUUUUAGCCCUGUGUCGGAGUGGGCUCGUGGCGGACUGGCCUGUUUCCGUUUUUUCUUUAGCCAUUAAAAAUAUAUAUAAAAUUAUUGACUAAUAUAUUUGUUAUAAAAAUUAAAUUUUUGUCAAAAACAAAAUAUUAUUUUGUUUUAAUUGAUAAUCUAAUAUUGAAGAUUGCCAAUAAAAUAUUCAAA